Drosophila subpulchrella is the source of this 1145-nucleotide messenger RNA. Its product is annotated as dehydrogenase/reductase SDR family member 7. Lineage: Eukaryota; Metazoa; Arthropoda; Insecta; Diptera; Drosophilidae. The coding region runs from base 83 to 1048 and encodes 321 amino acids. The transcript has a single exon. The record is from RefSeq and is a predicted model, not a curated record.
CGAAAACCCGCUUUCAGUGUCUUACGUUGCGGCAGAGGACAAAGGUUUCACCCGCCCACCAGCGUCACCCAAAGCCAUCAAGAUGACCUUUCUGGAGUUUCUACUGCUCCUGCUGGUACUCUACUACGUUGUCUACGUGCUCCUUUGGAUCCUGCUCGACUGCAAUGUGGCGCUGUGGUACAAAUCCCGCUUCGGAGUCUCCUUGACGUCGAUGCGCGGGCAGGUGGUUUGGAUAACAGGUGCCUCGAGCGGAAUUGGAAGGGCAUUGGCUCUCAGUUUGGCCAAACAUGGAGUGAAAUUGGUGCUAAGUGCCCGGAGGAUUGAGCAACUGGAGCAGGUUCAGGAGGAAUGCCUGGCUGCAGCCCGAGGAUUGCUGGCCACCAAGGAUGUGCUGGUCAUACAAAUGGAUAUGCUCGAUAUGGAUGACCAUAAAACACAUCUCAACACGGUGCUCAAUCACUUUCACCGGCUGGAUGUCCUUGUCAACAAUGCGGGCCGAUCCCAGCGAGCCAGUUGGACCGAAGUCGAGAUUGAGGUGGAUCGGGAGCUCUUCGAACUGGAUGUCUUUUCCGUGGUUCAUCUCAGCCGCCUGGUGGUUCGCUACUUCGUGGAGCAGAAUGGCGGUAGAGGUCACAUUGCUGCCACCUCCAGCAUCGCCGGCUUCAGUCCGGUGCCAUUUUCACCCACCUAUUGUGCUGCCAAGCACGCUCUGAAUGCCUAUUUGCUCUCCCUGAAGGUGGAAAUGCGUAAGCUGGAUGUGUCCCUCUUUGCACCUGGACCCAUUGCCACCGAUUUCCUGCAGGAGGCCUUCACCGGCGAGCAGGGCGGUAAAGUGGGUCUCAGUACGGCCAAUCAAAAACGGAUGACAGCCCAGAGAUGUGGUGAUCUCUUCGCCGUUGCCCUGGCCAAUAAGAUGGACCUCACCUGGUGUGGUCUUUUCCCAGUCAAUAUGUUGGCCUACUGCGCCCGCAAUCCCACAUUGAGCAAGAUUCUGGCUCAGUUCAUGACCGAGAAGACGCUGAACAAGAUUCGCGAGGGCAAACUGUGAGAAUAUCAGUCGUGCGCCACGCCCUUGCCCUCUCCCUCCUUUUAACGGCUCUCAGUCAACUUUUAUACUAUUGUACAAUGUUUAACAAUAUAAACAA